AGGGAGCUGGGAGCGCCCCUCCUUUCCCCACUAUCUGAGAGGCCGCGAGGUUUCAGUUUGAGAUCGGUGAAGACGAGAAUCUCGCGAGGAACGCGAUUGCAGCUUAACUUUUGAAGGGCGGUGGAGGCGCAAAGGGGUCGUCGUUCCUCUGUGGGCUCUCUUUUCGUGACCUCCUUGGCCUUCACGCUGGAGGUCUGGGGUUUUCCUUUGUGCGUCAUCCUUUACCAGAGAAAUGGGCGCUAACCCCUAGUCUAGACACGGUGAGGACCUCUGGGAGGAGAAUCUUCGGGUCCUAGAUUUUGCGGCGGCCUGGGUAGGGCCUCUUUGACCUACCCCAGCCCCUUGUGCCCAGGAAUGGGUGUUUCUUGACGUAAACCUGUGGUUAAUGGGACUCUGCCGCAAGUUAGUCCCGCCCUUUCUGUAGCGGGUCAAACUUACUGGAGAAGGAUACCCCAGGGCGACUCCUGGCCAGCUUUAAUUAGCAAUAGUAAAAGUUUGCAAGCACUGGAAGAAGACUUUUGUAAAGGAACUUUAUACAACAUGGAUUCUCUACCAGAAGAAUUUUUUGUGAGGGACGCUGCAGUGGAGGAGCAGACUGAAGAGGAAACUGAGAGUGAAGUAGAAAAAUCAACCAUUGAACCAGACAAACAGAAAAAGGACAUACCUACUGAUCUUGUCCCUGGUGACCUACUAUUAGAGGUGAAGAAGUUAUUAAAUGCAAUUAAUACUCUACCAAAAGGAGUGGUUCCUCAUAUUAAGAAGUUCUUACAAGAAGAUUUUUCUUUCCAGACAAUGCAGAGAGAAGUUGCAGCCAGUAGCCAGAAUGGAGAGGAAAUUGUUCCUGCUUUAACUUUACGUUUUUUGAUAACGCAACUGGAAACAGCUCUUAGAAACAUUCAAGCUACUAAUUAUACUGCAUACCAAAUUGAUAUUGGUUAUUACUUAACAUUACUGUUUUUAUAUGGAGUAUCACUUACAGAAAGAGGGAAGAAAGAAGAUUAUACAGAAGCUGAGAAUAAAUUUCUGGUGAUGAAGAUGGUGAUCCAAGAAAAUGAAAUUUGUGAAAAUUUUAUGUCUUUAGUCUAUUUUGGACGUGGUUUACUCCGAUGUGCUCAAAAGAGGUAUAAUGGAGGACUGCUAGAAUUUCAUAAAAGCUUACAAGAAAUAGGAGAUAUAAAUGAUCGUUGGUUUGACAUAGAUCCUACAGAAGAUGAAGAUUUACCAACAACUUUUAAAGAUCUCCUCAAUAGUUUUAUCAAGACAACUGAAAGUAACAUAAUGAAACAGACCAUUUGUAGUUAUCUAGAUUGUGAGCGAUCUUGUGAAGCUGACAUUUUAAAGAACACAAAUUAUAAGGGUUUUUUCCAGUUAAUGUGCAGUAAAAAUUGCUGUAUUUAUUUCCACAAAAUUUGUUGGAAAAAAUUCAAGAAUUUAAAAUAUCCUGGUGAAAAUGAUCAGAGUUUUAGUGGGAAAACGUGUUUGAAGGAAGGAUGCACAGGUGACAUGGUAAGGAUGCUACAAGGUGAUGUACCUGGAAUUGUUAAAAUUUUGUUUGAAGUCGUGAGAAAAGAUGAAUAUAUAACCAUUGAAAAUUUAGGAGCAAGUUAUAAGAAGUUGAUGUCUCUGAAAAUAGCUGAUACUGAUAUAAGACCGAAGAUCAGUUUAAAAUUUAAUACAAAAGAUGAAAUGCCUAUCUUCAAACUUGAUUAUAAUUAUUUCUAUCAUCUGCUUCAUAUAAUUAUUAUUUCUGGUACUGACAUUGUCCGGCAAAUAUUCGAUGAGGCUAUGCCACCCCCUCUUUUGAAAAAAGAGCUGCUCAUCCACAAGAAUGUACUGGAAUCCUACUACAACCAUCUUUGGACCAAUCACCCUUUGGGUGGAUCAUGGCAUCUGCUUUAUCCCCCAAACAAAGAGCUACCACAAUCCAAACAGUUUGAUUUAUGCCUCCUAUUAGCUCUAAUAAAACAUUUGAAUGUAUUCCCUGCACCCAAAAAAGGCUGGAAUAUGGAACCACCAUCUUCUGACCUCUCUAAGUCUGCAGACAUUCUGAGACUAUGCAAUUACAGGGAUAUCCUCCUUAGUGAGAUUUUGAUGAAUGGGCUCACAGAGUCACAAUUCAAUUCAAUUUGGAAAAAAGUUUCAGAUAUUCUUCUGCGUCUUGGGAUGAAGCAAGAGGAUAUCGACAAAGUGAAGGAGAAUCCCAUUGAGAAUAUUUCCCUUGAUUACCAUCAGCUAUCCAUCUACCUAGGCAUACCAGUACCAGAAAUCAUCCAAAGGAUGCUAUCCUGCUAUCAACAAGGAAUUGCUCUACAGUCUAUAACAGGAAGUCAACAUAUUGAAAUAGAAGAGCUACAGAAUGAGGAAGAAGACCUAAGUCCACCACUUAUGGAAUACAAUAUAAAUGUGAAAUCAAACCGUGAAAUACAGUUAGCAGAAAUGAAUAAAGAUGAAGCUUCUAUACCCAGUGAAUCUUCAACAGAAUCUAUUAAGGAUCUCCAAGAAGUAAAGAGUAAACCAAAGAAAAAGAAAGUAACAAAGAAUAAAAAGACUAAGGAUUCAAAAGAAGAAAAAGUUUCAUGUAUGAGAGAAAAAGAAGAGCCACUGAAGAAAGAACAAACAAAUUCAUACCCAGUGAGUAGAUUUUUGAAGGAUGAUGCAAGUGAUGUUCAAGAAGACUCUGCAACUGAAGACAAGUUCUAUAGCCUGGAUGAACUGCAUAUUCUGGACAUGAUAGAGCAGGGCUCACCUGGCAAGGUAACAACAGACUAUGGAGAAACUGAAAAGGAAAGGCUUGCUCAUCAACAGCAGCUUUAUAAAUUGCAUUAUCAGUGUGAGGAUUUCAAAAGGCAGUUGAAAACUAUGACAUUUCGGUGGCAAGAAAAUCAAAUGCAAAUCAAAAAGAAGGAAAAAAUAAUCGCAUCUCUUAACCAACAAGUGACUUUUGGAAUCAAUAAAGUUUCUAAAUUACAACGUCAAGUCCAUGCUAAAGAUAAUGAAAUCAAGAACCUUAAAGAACAACUUUCCAUGAAAAGAUCUCAGUGGGAAAUGGAGAAGCAUGAUCUGGAAAGCACAAUUAAAACAUAUUUAAGCAAACUGAAUGCAGAAACUAGCAGAGCCUUAACGGCUGAGGUGUAUUUCUUACAGUGCCGUAGAGACUUUGGAUUGCUUCAUCUAGAGCAGACUGAAAAAGAAUGCCUCAGUCAGCUUUCUAGGGUGACUCACAUGGCAGCAAGCAGCCUAGAAUCACUUCAAUUAAAGGCUGCAGUAGAUAGUUGGAAUUCUAUUGUGGCGGAUGUUAGAAACAAGAUUGCAAUCCUCAGGACACAGUACAAUGAACAAAUCAACAAGGUGAAGCAAGGAUUUCCCUUGAGUAGCUUGCCUCCAAUCCAGCUUCCUCCACCACCGCCCAGUCCUGAGUUACUGAUGCAGCAGUACUUGGGAAGACCAAUUGUAAAAGACUCUUUCUUUAGACCAAUACUUACUGUUCCUCAAAUGCCUGCAAUUUGCCCUGCAGUCAUCUCUGCAACUGCCCAACCUAGACCUCCCUUAAUGACUGGCAUAGCCUGGACCAUGCCAACGCCUGUAGGAGAGACCGUGCCUCCCAGUGCAGGUCUGGGAACUGAUCUUUCCAUGAUGAAUUGGGAGAGGAUCACAGACAGGCUAAAAACUGCUUUUCCGCAACAAACCAGAAAGGAGCUUACAGAUUUCUUACGAAAAUUGAAGGAGGCUCAUGGGAAGUCUUUAUCUGGACUGACAUGUGAUGAAAUUGUUUACAAGAUUUCCCAAUUUAUUGAUCCCAAGAAGUGUCAGAGUCAAGGAAAAUCAGUGCCAAAUGGUAGUGUUUCACCUAGCGAUUCUUCAUCACAGCCCAAUGCUGCCCAACCCCCAAAGUCAACCUGGAAGCCCCUCAGUUCACAAGGUUCUGCCACAUGGGAAGGAGCCAGUAAUGUGGAUGAAGAGGAAGAAGAAGAGCCUUGUGUGAUCUGUCAUGAGAAUCUGUCUCCAGAAAACCUUUCAGUUUUACCUUGUGCUCACAAAUUCCACUCUCAGUGCAUUAGGCCAUGGUUGAUGCAACAAGGGACAUGCCCAACCUGUAGACUCCAUGUUUUGCUACCAGACGAAUUCCCUGGUCACACCAGCCAGCAGUUACCCAAGGUUGUGUGAGCAGUGUGAACCAGUAUGCUCUUCAAUAUUGUGCUAAACAAGCUAGCUAAUUGCAUCAAAGUGGCAGCCAAAGAGAUCAAGGCAGAUCUUCAGGACUUGUGAAUUAAACUGAAGGGGUUUAAGAAGAUGGAAUUUUAAUAAUUACAAUAUAUUUGUUCUUAUCUUAGUGGACUUUUUCUUCUGUGGACAUAACUACUAUUAUAUUUCUUAUGGUUUUUUUCUUGUUGUUUUUCCUCUGUAUUCUACUCAUCUUUUCCUUUCAAAUAUACUGCAUCGUAAUUUUUAAAAAUAAAUUUAGGAGAAAAACUGAAAUAGUAAAGAAGGAAAAUUUCCACAGAUUUUAAUGUUCUGUUCAAAUUUUAAACUAGUUAUUAAAAUAUAAUUGAAUUACUUAAAUUGUAUUCCUGUC
Molecule: messenger RNA, 4573 nt
Organism: Heterocephalus glaber (naked mole-rat)
Lineage: Eukaryota; Metazoa; Chordata; Mammalia; Rodentia; Bathyergidae
Gene: Dzip3
Product: DAZ interacting zinc finger protein 3
Biological process (GO): protein polyubiquitination
Cellular component (GO): cytoplasm
Molecular function (GO): polyubiquitin modification-dependent protein binding; RNA binding; ubiquitin protein ligase activity
Source: RefSeq, a predicted model, not a curated record